UCAGCCGUGUUCUAUGUCGCUACUCACUAGGGGACAAAGGCUGUGAGGUGAAGGCAGAGGAAAUAAUGUGCGGUGCCGUGAGUUACUGAGCAGCCAGCACCAGCACCAUGCUCCCGGCGCCCCUCACGCUCCUGGCGGCCGCGUGCCUCGCCGGGGAGGUGGCAGCAAACUACUGUGAGUGGGACCUGUGUGGCGGGGAACAGUACUGCUGUGGUGACAACCUGUGCUGCGACUAUGUCAACCACCACUGGUAUUUUUGGGUCGGCGUGGUGUUCAUGGUUCUCCUGGUGUCGGCUUGUGGUGGGCUCUUCCGCUACUACUACAACCGCUGGACAUCCAAGGGCUCCCUUCCACCAUACCUCCCUGCCCACAUCUCCCCUCAUGACUCCCACUUCAAGCUGACAGAUGACAGUGAGAAAGGCAGUAUGUAACAGCCACCUGCACCACCACUCAUCCCACACCUUCACCCACACCUCCUCUGCUGCUGGUAACACUCAAACACACACACACACACACACACUCUUCACUCUCCAGGAGCAGUAUUGGCCACUCCUACAGCAGCUGUGGUGUGCCAUGUACUGCAAGAGGGAGGAGGGAGUAUGGUGUGUUGUGGGAGGAGGAGUAGAGGUUGAGUGUGCUGUGUGUCAAAGUGUUUCUGCUGCGUGUGUGUGUUCUGUGACUACUUAUGAGGUUGUGUAGGCAUUGUGUGAGGGAGGUGGGUUGACUGUGGGAGGGAGAGAGGGAUCUUGUCGGAAGGAGAUACAAGGAGAGAUACAGGGAUGGGGAAACUAGUGUAAUGCAUAAAUUGUGGAUCAAAGGAUGGGUGCUCAGUGUCAGAAAGAUAUGAAAGAUAAAUUAAUAUUGAUGUAGAAGCAUGUAAGAGGGAAUGAAUGUUGUCACCACUACCACCACAUCACCCAUCCAUCACUACUACUACUACUACUACUACUAUUACCACCACCACCACCACCGUGAUCACCACUGCUGUCGUCCCUAUCAUUGCCUUGUCAUUUGCCACAUUCACUCCGGGCAUGGAAUAGGGAACACAUACAGUAUCAGUUUGCACAUUGGUGUGACAAAGGAACAAUUAUCACUCACUAAAGAAUUUUGUUACUCCUCCCCCUUUUAUUUUCUGCAUCACUGUGAUUCUGCCGUUUGUCUCUUAAUUAGUGUGGUGGUGAUACAUGAAACUAUACUUGGGUGUAUACUGUGUUUUUAUUAUUUAUAUUAUCAAUACCAUGUCUUCUUUUUAGGGUGGGAUGAGAAUGAGUGAAUGUGUGUGUGUGUGUGUGUGUGUGUGUGUGUGUGUGUGUGUGUGUGUGUGUGUGUGUGUGUGUUCUCAAGGGAUUCUUCCAAGUGGGUAAGAGGAGCCUAUAUAGUUUACAUGAUCAAGUCCUCCAUAAGUGUUGUGUGAAUUCCUUGGGCUGGACAGUUUGCAUUAGUCCUCCAUAACCAGCUACUCAUGUUGCAUUUCCUUCAAGCUUGAGUAGUUUGCAAGAGUCAUCCAUAAACUACUAGUGUGUGUUUGUCUGGGAAGUGGAUGGUGUGACUGAAGCCCUCCACUGGCAUGUACUGUGUGUUGUUGCUGUUGUUGCUUAAGGAUCGGAUUGUUUGCAAGAUGCUCCUCUUCGUCAUUGUUGUGUGUGUGUUGUGUUGACUGUUUAAGGAGGAUAUGCUUUGGAAAUUUUCAGACUGAAUUGAAUGUGAAAGUUGUGUGUCAUUAACUUGUAUCUUGAGAAAAUUAUUGACUGAACUCUUGGUGAAAUUCAUUGAUUAAUGAGUUGUAUCUUCAGAAAAUUACAGUGUUCAUGGUUUGUGAAAAUCAUACAUCAGGAAGUAGUAUGUUUAGAAAAUUUGAGUUAAUUCUUUAUGAGAUUCAUACAAUUGUGAGUUGUAUCCUCAGAGAAGUAAAUAAUUAAUUAUCUAUGAAAUCUAUGCAUGAGUGAGUCAUAUUCGGUAAACUAGUGAAUUCUUUGUGAAAGUUAUAAGUCAGUGAAAAAUAUCUUCAGAAAAUUAUGACUCAUAUUCUCUGUGGAAAUCAUACAUCAAAGAGUUGUGCAUUUAUUCAGAAAUGGGAUUACUCAUAAAAGUCCCAUGUGUGUAUUGAAAGAGAUGAUGUUUUGUGGCAAAUUGCAGCAGAUUCAGCAAAGGAUGGGACAUGAUAAAAAGUCCCUCACCAGUGUUUAAAAUGUGUUCUGUGAAAGGCUUUGUGUUCUACAAAUAUUCCACCAUUAGGGCUCCAGUGUUCUUAAAAGCUGAAAGUGAUUUAUAAAUGGUCCCUUAUUGGUAAAUGUGUUUAAGUACAGAGAAAACUACAUGAUUCAUAAAAUAAGCAUAUCAGAAAGACUAGGAAUGGCACUCUCAAACCCUUCAUGUUCUACCCUCGUCAAUUUUAAACAGGCUCAAGUGGAUGUUACAGGAUGGUUUUCUUAUGAUGAUAAAAUAACAAGGAUUCUGUCCUCUAAGUGAAAAAACAACACAAGAACCCCAACUGAUCACCUGUGGUCUUUGAAAAUAGUCCUUGUGAGAGCCUCAAGCAUAAAUAUAGACUACAAUGAUUUGAUUUACAUAUAUGCACAAAUUCCACCAGUGUACCCUUGUAAUGCAUAAGGACUGGAGAAUGAGAACAGCACAGGAAUUACAACACAAGUAUUACAUACCUCGACAUGUCCAUGCACCGGCUGCUUUACCUCGUCUCCAGCACCCAGAGGCAUCAGCAGCAUCGUCAGUACCACCCCCUAGAUGCACACUAAGGCCUGUAUUCUGAAAUACUCCUGUGCUACACCUCCACUACUUUCAAAAAGCUCUACUAUUUUAAAGUUGUUUUUAUGUUCUAGUGACAGAUUAUCAAGAUUUCUACAUUACGGUGACAGAUUAACAAGAUUUCUACAUUACUAACAGGAGAAAUACUCUUGAGAAACUGGCUAAUUAUCUCUUUGGCAUUUGAAAAUAGUUGUGGUGAGGGAGCAAAGAGUUUCUGAAUACGAGCCGAACAGUCAGGGCUAGAAAAUCCAUCUUGUAUCCCAUAGUAGUUCUUCCUUUUGCUGUGACCUGGCAGACCAAAAGCCACAGCCUCAUUCAUCUCAUCCUAGGCAGGGUGGGACGGAGGGAAGGGGUGAUUAGGAUACAUGAGAUUAAAGAGUGGAAAGGAGAAUAGCAGGAUUGAUUAGAUGGGAUACAGAGGGAAAAGGGAUGAAAGGGAGAAGGGAAGGAUGUUAAAGAGAUAUGGAUAAGAACAGUGGAUAGGAUAGGAGAUUUUGGAUAGGGGACAGUGAAGAGGAUGGUGGGGAAGAUGAUAAUAGGAGAAAGUUAGUGAAAGAUGAAUAGGAAAUGCAGAGAAAUACAAGAGGGAAGAGAAAGAAGAGGGAAACAAAAUGAAAGAUCAGGAAUAGAGAAGUUAGUGUAAAUAGAAAAAUAGGAAGAGGAUAGUAAGUGUAAAAGAGGGAAAGAUGUAAAAAGAGAAAGAGAAGAGGUUAAGACAGAGAAGGCUAAAUAGGCUGUGUAGGUUAGGGAAGGUAUGCAUUCUGAACACACCCCAAACAGAAGCUUCCAUUGUGAGUCAGCCGAGGCAAAGGCAGGACAAGGGAGGUCACAUUUUGGGUGUUGCCUCAGAGUCAUGCCUGUCACACUCUGGGGAAGGAAUCUUUUUUACAUUACAUUGUUGUUUAUUCAUCAUUACCAUUGCAUUUUUUAGAAUUAUUACCUGGAGAUUGUACAUUGCGGUUAGGUUAGUUUAGUCUAUAGGCAGAAAUAAUUAUGGGCAUGAUGUAUAAUGACGAUUCAUACAUACAUAUACCAAGGUUGUCUCCCUCCAAAAAAAAAAAAGGAGUAGCCAAGACAAGGCAUACAUAUUCACAUUCACAUCACUCUCUAUGUGACAGUGAAAUACAUAAUGUCACCAGGAGCAUGGGUAUGUUGUCUUAUCUGCCAGACACAAACAGGCAUAAUUCUGACAGCUUACCACGUCUUGCCCUGCCUUGCUCCACGCUGCCCCACGUCACUCAUUACAUGUGUUUCUGGCCAAUAUCCUGCACUUCCUUCUCAUUGCUGUAGUUGUUCUUGGGAUCAGGUUGUGAGGGAGGAGAGGAGAGGGAAGGGGAUGUGAGGUAGUGGGUAGAGAGAGGGAGGAGGAGGAAAGAGGGAAGUAUGUGUGUGUGUGUGUGUGUGUGACCUGUGUAUUACUUAUCAAAGUGUUAUUUGAAAGGGUUUAGAGUUCACAAGUAUUCAUUUAUGCUGUUAUUUAUCUAUUAUUCCAUUUAUUUUACAUUUCUCUCUCUCUCUCUCUCUCUCUCUCUCUCUCUCUCUCUCUCUCUCUCUCUCUCUCUCUCUCUCUCUCUCUCUCUCUCUCUCUCUCUCUCUCUCUCUCAUAUCUGCCAUGGAUUAGGUUGUGCGUGUAAUUGUACGUAAUUCUAAUUGAUAAUGAUAGUAAUAAUAAUGAUAAUGAUAUUUAAUAAUAACCAUUAAUUAUUCUGCAGUUCAGCCAUUUUCCAGGGACUUGUGGGUUGUUUAGCACAGGUUGUGAUGGAGAGGUGUGUGUGUGUGUGUGUGUGUGUGUGUGUGUGUGUGUGUGUGAGCAAGUGAAACCAUUUUUGUCUUGUAGCUGGAGAGAGAGAGAGAGAGAGAGAGAGAGAGUUAAGGCAGAGAGAGGAGAGAGAUAGGGAACCUUGAGUGCAAUAAGGGUCAUUAGUUAGUGAGUGUCUUCACCAUUGGAAUGGUAACUUUAAGAAAAGUCUGUCUUCACUUAACUGUGUCGUGAUUUCGGAAAACCGCCAAUCUUUCAAGAACUAUUUGAUGUACUGUGGUCUAUUUAACAUAUCAUUACCUUGAGAAUCCUUUACUAAAUGUGAUGUAAACCCUCCAAAAAAAAAUGUAUCGUUUAUUAUUUUCUUCUGUCACUUUAUUUACGGUCAACUCAUUUGUAUUUCUUUUCAUCAAGUGAUGAUUGCAAUGCCUCAAGUUGUCAUGCUAGGAAAUUCCAUUAGAACAUUGCUAUUAGUCAGUCUAGCGUGACAGUAAGGAGGCGAGGAUUUAGGAUGAGUUGGGUGGAGUGAAAUGGGAAGGGCUCGGUUGUGUGUAGGUUAAAAUUAGUACCCUGAAGAAGCUUUAAGAUAUUGUAACAACCACACCAUAUCAUUACCAUACACUGGAGGAAGGGGAGAGGGAGGGAAGAAGGGGAAGGGUCAAGUAGUGAGGUCUUAGGAGCAAUAAUCUUGAUUGCAUAUAACUAGGCUUGGUAAAGUUGUCCCUCUUAUUAGGGUUCAUAUUAAUAAUUAGGUGGUAAUUAGGUAACAAAUUAGGUUUGUGCAUUAGGCUUCCAUCUAUAGUGUGGGCUAUAAUAGUGGCUGUUGUUGGUGAUAGUUAUGAGGACAGCUGGCAGGCCAAAGAGUGGCAAUGGUUGUGUCGAGGUGCGAGGGAAGUUUUUGUGAGUUAAAGGAUGGUGUGUGUGUGUGUGUGUGUGUGUGUGUGUGUGUGUGUGUGUGUGUGUGUAUGUGUGUGUAAGCAGUAAGAAUGAAAAAAGUAAGCAUGUCACAAAGUUUGGCUUGCAUAACACACUACCUUGGCCAAUAAAGAUGAAUAUUUCAAAGGUGUGGAAGUCUUGGGUUUUCACAUACUAAUGCCAAGAGUCACUUCACCAGUCAGUCAGUCAGUCAGUCAGUCAGUGAGCCGAGUCCCUCCCUCCUUCCCUCCUCUCCAGCCAAACACUUACGCGAAUUAUUCAAAGUUGAUAUUUUUUAUAUGACUGAUUUACCAUAGGAAGUGUAGAAUAUUAUAACAAAAAAUAAAAGAAUGUAUGUGUAUAUAUUUUUACCUUGAGUUUACUGCAGCAGCAAAUCUGUCGGGAUUAUUAAUAUGGGACUUUUAAUAAAAAAUGUGAUAAACUAGA
Scylla paramamosain (green mud crab) is the source of this 5884-nucleotide messenger RNA. RefSeq lists its product as uncharacterized. Lineage: Eukaryota; Metazoa; Arthropoda; Malacostraca; Decapoda; Portunidae. The record is from RefSeq and is a predicted model, not a curated record. The transcript is spliced from 4 exons. The coding region runs from base 108 to 431 and encodes 107 amino acids.